Molecule: messenger RNA, 1128 nt
Organism: Sungouiella intermedia
Lineage: Eukaryota; Fungi; Ascomycota; Pichiomycetes; Serinales; Metschnikowiaceae
Source: the annotation of a GenBank genome assembly
AUGGCAGAGAAAAGACUCUUCAAAGAGCUCAAGCAGCUAGUCCGAAACCACCCUCUGGCUGCCAAUAAUCAAAUCGUGGAGUUGGCGCCCGUGGACGAAGAAACAUCCAUUUUCAGGUGGAAAGCAGUGAUUGCAAAACCUAAAAAGGAUGAUAAUCCAUAUUACUAUAACGGCGAAUGGACUCUAGACAUCGUUGCUGAUGCCUCCUACCCUAUAAAGCCUCCAAUGAUCAAAUUCUCCAGAGAGACACCCAUCAACCAUCCCAAUGUCAACAUUGACACUGGAGAGAUUUGCCUAGAUAUCUUGAAGAACGAUUCCUGGUCGCCGGCAUGGAAUCUUGAACAUUUGGUUCUUGCAAUCUUGAUGCUCAUAGAUAAUCCUGAGCCAGACUCUCCGCUCAAUGUGGACCUGGCCAAUCUCUUCCGUUCUGAUAAGGAAGCGUUUGAGUCAGUUGUCCAAUACACUAUCUGGAAAACAAACACCAUGUACGAGGGACAGCGAGACGUCUCCGGCGUGAAAAGCUGGGCUAUACUUGCGUACCAAUAUUCCAGCGAGGAGGAGGACCACGAUAGUGAGACCGAGGAGAGAGAAAGAGAGCGUGAACGCCAGGAAAAGCUCAGCAGGGUACUGUCACGGGUUCAAUCUAGAGCACAGUCCAGAGCACAGUCCAGGGUCCAAUCUAGGUCACAUUCGAGAGCGCAUUCGAGAGCACCUUCUCCUGGACCAGGGGAACUAGAGCCCUCCGCCCACUUGAUGGAGACAAUUGACUCGAUUGCGUCUGCAAAGGAACUUCAGGCACAUGUGUCUGUUGUUCAGAGUGUGGGCGAGGUGGUGAAACGUGAACUCAUCGAGAAGGCAAUUGAGGUGGAGGCCAGCUCACCCACCAACGCCCAGUCGUCAGCAAGUCAAAUGCAAGCUGCCCACGAACGCGUGAGAGAAAAUGUCACUAAGCAAGUGGAUGAAAUUUGUAGUUCGGCGAGCAACCUGGCGAGCAGUCUCCUGCCCCCCAGAAUUGAAAGAGAAGAGGACAAAGCGGAUAUGGAAGAGGUUAAAGCACAAUUUCUCCGGCAGGUCGACGAGCAGGUCCAUGAGAUCCGCAACCUCCGCGAACGAACUGUUGUUGAGUAA